AUGUGGUCCGAGCGCCUCACCCCCAUGGCGCACCCACAUGAUAGGCAAGCAGCUUUCACAAACAUCUCCAACAACAAACCAGACAAGGCCGGAAAGAAGGGUGCGAAUUCUGCAAGGAGGAUGGCAAUUAUGGCGCAUCCCAAGUUGGAGGAUGUGAAGGCCACAGCAGUCGACGAUGCUGAUGACUGCACGCAUGCGACCGUGACAUCUGAUGCAAAGGACGUGGAUUCUCCAACACAAGAACAAUUUCGCAAUGGCACCCUCGAUCUCGAGAGCAUGGUUGUCAUGCCUAUGUCGCCGGCCGAGUUCGAUCUGCUAGUGGAGUACCUCUACAAGCCAGAGCAGCGUGAAGAUAUCCCGGGCUACAUUAUCAAGUCAACCUCCAACAGCAGUGGUGGACGGGGUGCCGCCCAAGCAACUCAUGUAUGCUACAGCAACAUGGGCCAAGCAGAUGGUGACAAGCUUAGAUCCUAUGUUCAGCAGCAGAUUGUUCUUUGGGAUUACCAGCUUGCAUUGUGUCAACUUGCUUUCACCAUGUCGGAGUCAAAGCUCCACUCAGAGCUCAAGCGAAGCUUACCUCAACUCCUCCUCGACACUGCCAAGCAAACGGCCACCCGCCUUGGCCGAACGGAACACAACGCAAUUCUUGCAAACCUCGAAGUCGAAAAAGAACAGAGACUGCCAAUCAACAUACCUAGUUCCUCCGACAGCGACUACUCUCCGGACGACUUGGGCAUGGUGGACACAGUGCCGUCAGAGUCUGAUGUGGACGGUGAGCACACGGCCAAGGUGAUGACACGGUCGCGUCGAUCAGAAAAUCCCCGGGUCGCCACUCAACCUCCGUUGGAAGAGAGUGACCAGGAAAGCGACCAGGAAUUCGAUUCACGGAUCAAGACCGUCGACGGUGUCAUCAGGCACAUCAAAAACAUGUCGCUCCCAUACAUGGUCUUUGAAAUUGAGUUCUCCAACCGAACGCCAGCUGAGGAAAUUGAGAGAAUCAUGCUUCAUUAUGAGGGUGCGAUACGAUGCGCAGUCUGCCUGACCGUCGAAUAUCGCACUCCGAAGGUCCGUCUCGUCAACCAUGAUGGCCAGUUCGGUGUCAAGCUCAAUGUAUGGCGUUACGUUCAAGUUGAGGGCGACGGGAAGCAGCAGCAAGGUCUAGUGCAUGUCAUCCGCGACAUGGUCCUUCGAAACAGUCUCCUCAAUCCUCCGACUGAAGACCGCGCCGCCGCGAAUGACGGCGCAAGCAACAACGACGACACGGCGGUCAACACCAUCGAAUUCUUCCUCAGCGACUUCCAUCCCGACCUACCCACCGCUGUGCCCGUGAGCGUCUCGAAGCAAGCUAUCCUUGACUUGGUCGAUCGAACGGCGGACAUGCAGCGCAAGGAAGACGACCGCCUUGAAGCGAUCAAGAGUUUCCGACCGAAGAGACAGCGCACUGGUUGA
This is a messenger RNA of Phaeoacremonium minimum UCRPA7, 1449 nucleotides long. RefSeq lists its product as hypothetical. The transcript is spliced from 3 exons. NCBI's taxonomy places the organism in Eukaryota, Fungi, Ascomycota, Sordariomycetes, Togniniales, Togniniaceae. The record is from RefSeq and is a predicted model, not a curated record. The coding region runs from base 1 to 1449 and encodes 482 amino acids.